This is a messenger RNA of Anneissia japonica, 1617 nucleotides long. RefSeq names its product ankyrin repeat domain-containing protein 42-like. Gene Ontology annotation, molecular function: protein binding. The record is from RefSeq and is a predicted model, not a curated record. NCBI's taxonomy places the organism in Eukaryota, Metazoa, Echinodermata, Crinoidea, Comatulida, Comatulidae. Bases 310 to 1617 code for a protein of 435 amino acids. The transcript has 6 exons.
AAUCACUAGUCUUCAAGACAGUUUUCCCAAUCAUUGAUCAUGACACAGUCGAUUUGCUACCCUUUGCUCAUUGUUGUAAGGUUUUUGCAGUAAAUUUGUUGCCAAGAUAAUUAAGUGGAUACUGGCAGAUGGUUGGAACUCUGACUAUAGGCAAACAGUACAUGUUUAGUAUUGUGGAACUGAUUCUCAAGACUACCAAGAAUAAGUCUACUGUACAAUAUUGAUCAUGGCCAACAGAAGUUAAGAUUUUCUUGUUUUUUUCUUGUCAACUUUGUUGGGUUUUAUACUGUGAGUUAUUUACUUCCAUGCAUGGCAACUAAAAAAUUCAAGCCCAAGAGUGAAAACAGAGUUGUAACUCUAGCUAAGCCCAUGACAACACAUGAGAAGGUGUAUCGAAUGUUGAAGACACCACAAACUCCACACUCUCCAUCUCCUGCUGAUGAUAAGAUACAUGCGCUUGCAUUUUCAUCAUUUUCUAAAGAAGCCAGACAGCUUUCGGAGACUUCUGCGUUGUCUAGAUCACCAUCAUUGCUAACAGGUCGCAAUGGAAGUGCUAGACCUUCUAGUCUUGAGGUGAAUCCAUCUAUUGCAGAUACAACUCUUGCCUUGGUAGAAGCAGCAGAGAAAGGCAGUUUAAAUGAAGUACAUAAUCUCUUGGUCGGAACAUACUUUGAUGCUGAUUACAAAAGGGAUGAAGAUUUUCGAACAGCUCUUCAGAGAGCCUGCCAGUAUGGCCAUACUAAAGUAGUUGAAGAGCUUUUGAAGGCAGGCGCAGACCCGAACUAUACACUGAGGUCAGGAAAGACAUUGUUGCAUGAAGCCUGUGUUUUAGGCCAUUAUCAUAUAGUAUUGCUACUUUUGGACUUUGUUGAAGAUGUUGAUAGCAUUGAUAAGGAAGGUCAAAAUGCAUGCCACACAGCAGCUUAUCAUGGAGAGAAUGAGUGCCUCACUUUGCUAGCUGACAAAGGAGCUGACUGUACACUUGCUGACAAUAGAGGGCGGUCACCAGCUCACCUGGCAGCGCAGAAAAACCAUCCCAAAAUCCUGGAGAGCUUAGCUGAACGAGGUGUUGAUAUUGAAAGUGGUGACAAGAAUGGAAAACGACCAGUACAUUAUGCUGCAAUGCAUGGCGGUUUAGAGUGUCUGGUAAAAUUACUACAGUGUGACUGUGAUACAUCAAUCCGCGACCAUUCAGGUUGCAUGGCGGCUCACUAUGCCGCAGCUUAUAACCACAUUGAAUGCCUGCGUUUUUUAGUAAAGCAUGGUGCUGCCUUCAGCAGCUUGGAUUCAUCAGGAAAAACAUUAGCCCAUAGUGCUGCUCAGAAUGGGGCCAUGACAUCCCUUCAUUGGCUACUUGAAAAAGGUGCAGAGACAAAUGAUCAAGAUGGCAAUGGUAAUACACUGGGACACCUUGCAGCUGCAGGUGGACAUGCAAAGUGUUUCAACUGCUACCUCCAACAUGGUGGUAGUUUAGAAUUAACCAAUAAACGAAAUGAAACAGUGUUGGACAUUGCAAGGAGAUUUGGACAUCCACUGCUUAUGAACAGGGCCUGUAAGUUUGUAAAUAGUACUUACUCCCAUUAUUUUUUCUAUUACCUUUCACAUCCAACGGCUUAA